Molecule: messenger RNA, 1498 nt
Organism: Mixia osmundae IAM 14324
Lineage: Eukaryota; Fungi; Basidiomycota; Mixiomycetes; Mixiales; Mixiaceae
Exons: 1
Coding region: 120-1283 (387 amino acids)
Source: RefSeq, a predicted model, not a curated record
CUCGCAGCGAGCAACGCGCCAAGAUUUCUCCAGUGGCUGCGCUGACAAUAUUUGAAUAUGUCUUGAAUGACGAGGCCGGCGUGCGCCUGCGAGAUCAACGUUGACCGCUGGCUUGCUCCAUGUCGUCUCCACCCGAUUACCAUGCGCCUCAUGCCAGUACCAGCAGAGCAGUCGACGCCGGCGUGUCUCUGGCCUCACAUGUACCAGCCACAAGCUCAUCGCGCAGUACCUUGGGCCAUCAUCCUCUUGCAGCACUCGGCUGGCCUCAAGGGCCUUUCCUCAUAAGAAACCAAUCAAACAGAGCUGUACUCGAUUGCAGAGGAGGAAAGAUCGAAGAAGGCACAGAAUUGAUCCUCUGGCCGAGCAAGGAAGUCUAUGUCGCUCGGUCUGGCACCGUGCAAGGCGGCAAAGCAGGCGAGCUUGGCCAAACACGCUUGCAAGUCAAAGGCAAGGGGGUCAACCAAGUCAUGGCGCUGGACUACUCGGGCUGUAUCGUCCCUGUUGCGGACAACGGCCGUGGCUUACACCUCGACGUGACCGCCGUCAAUGAAUCGCCCAGAUUGAUGGCAACUCCCCUCAUCAGCUCGAAAGCUAAUCACGCUAGGCAUGCACCGCCAACAUUUGAGUACAGUCAUCAGCACAAGAUCAUCUUUGUCAGGCUUCGUCACAAUCCGCUAGAAGAGGAGGACGACGGCUGGAGCGAACUGGAGUACAUCCUCGAGAGCGUGCCUAUGGCGCCAAGCCAAGUCGAACGAGAUCGUAGCAUGGGCGUAGAGUCUCCUCUAGCAUCGCUGUCUGGCUGGCUAAGUCAGACGGUGCUGGGUACUCAAACCGCAUCUCAAUUGAAGCCAAAGGAGGAAGAGGAGGAUGCGAGUGAGCUCCAGACGAUGGGGCGCGCCCAGCCGCAUGCUGGCGUCGAUGGUGUCCUCUUUGACAUGGUCUCUGAGAGCGAGAGCGACGACGACGAUAGCUCGCCGAGCGUGAUGCGACUCGUCAGAUUGGCAGCAAUUCCCCCUGGCUGGCAGAGCGAGCUUCAGAGUACCCUGAAAGAGGCCCCGGCUGCAACAAGCAAGGAGGAGCGAUUGCGAACUGCACAGAUCAAGCGCAAAUGGCUACGCAGGCAGUGGGACAUCCUGCCCAUCGAUGUACCUGUUAGUGCGCCUAGCACAGAUUAUCCCGGUGCUCGAUACAGACACGCCCAGACUCAUGGCGGCAUGUCAGAGAGCGUAGACGCUUCCAUUGAUGCACUCUUCGACGCGCUCGGUUCGUCCAGAUCUCGCUGAGAAUGCAUGACUGGCUUGUACAACGUCAUAGCUUUGCUUGACCGGCAAGUGUUGUAUCGUUAGCUCGUAGUACUGCAAGCUCAUCAUGUUGCCACUGUUCAGCAACCCAAUUCAUCAGCCUCUAUUGCAAGACGGCGAAGCUGACUUGCCUGAGGAAUGAAGAAAUCGAGUAUGAGCUCGUCAUCUGGCACUUGGGCAUACUUGCGGAAGUCGCG